Fusarium sp. VM40 is the source of this 1494-nucleotide messenger RNA. Lineage: Eukaryota; Fungi; Ascomycota; Sordariomycetes; Hypocreales; Nectriaceae. The record is from the annotation of a GenBank genome assembly.
AUGUCAGACGUUACCACCGCAAUCACGACUGCCUGUACCUACAAGGCCAAGGACAGCGACACCAUAGCAAGCACCUCAGGAUCCGACCUCCGACCCGGCGCCGAAACCCGGAGACGACGACACUCGUUCUUCCUCCCCAGGAGACGAUCUCUUGUUGGACACAUCAUGGACGGCGAGGAGGGCCUCCUUCUCAAGGUCGACUUGUUCCUCUCAGAACUCGAGCGCCGUCUCGACUUUAUUGAGAAUUAUGUCGACCUGAGCAAGGACUCGAGCAUUUCUCGCACCUUUUCUACUCUCCAAGCCGUCCGUUCAAGAUGUUCCCACGCUUCCGAGGAAGUCCUUGGUGUUGGACGACGUCGUCUACAUAUCAUGGUCGAAACGUUGGAGACGAGAUAUAAAGAGACUCUAGAAGCUGCUGAGUCGCUGAACGAAAAGGCGCAUGUCGGCGUUGAUCUCCUUGAGAACAUGCUCUCCGAUUUUGAGGCUCGCGCAUACAAGUUGCGCGAGCAGGGUUUCGCUAAUGCUGCGAACGCUGCUGAGGCAUUCAUGGACGAGGGACGACGAGUCGCAAACGAGGGUUUUGAACGAGCCAUUCAAGCUGCGCUCUCCAUGGAGGAACAUAUUCAGCAAGCCAUCGUCCUGGCUAAAGAAGGACGCCUCCUUUCAUAUGACGACCUACCUUCCCCCUGGCGCAACAAUCCGCACAUCCAUAAGGGUUAUCGCUUCACCGAAUCCAAACUGGAGUGUGUACUCUCGGCCUUCAAUGUCUCAAAUGAGACGGUCAAUAUUUGGUCCCAUGCUCUUGGCCUUGUCCUGGUCCUUGCAAUUGCGCUCUACUUCUAUCCAAAUACUGCCAACUUCAGCCUUAGCACCAAAACUGAUGUAUUUGUUGCGGGCGUCUUCUUCGUUAUGGCUUGCUUAACCCUGGUUUGCUCAACAAUCUGGCAUACUAUGAACGCUGUUGCCGACGUCGAUGCUAUUUCCAUCUUCGCUUGUGUGGAUUAUACCGGCAUCUCUCUUCUAAUCGCAGCCUCGAUCAUGACGACCGAGUAUACCGCCUUUUACUGCGAUCCAAUUAGUCGAUACCUGUAUAUGGGCCUGACGGCUUUUCUCGGUAUCGGGGGCGUCAUUCUGCCCUGGCAUCCUCGCUUUAAUGGUGCUGAUAUGGCAUGGGCUCGUGUCGCCUUCUUCGUUGGGCUUGCUUUGACUGGAUUCAUGCCCAUGGUUCAGCUUGGCUUUACACACGGACUUUACUUCGUGUACGAUUUCUACUCACCGAUCUCAAAGUCGAUGCUUGUCUACCUCACCGGGGCUGUUGUCUACGCCAGCAAGAUUCCUGAGAGAUGGUACCCUGGCUGCUUUGACUAUGUAGGUGGAAGCCACAACCUCUGGCAUGCUGCCGUCCUUGGAGGCAUUCUGUUUCACUACUCAGCCAUGCAGACCUUCUUUGCCAACGCCUUCCACCGAGCAGAAGCUGGCUGCCCUUCGUAUUAA